Capronia coronata CBS 617.96 is the source of this 1641-nucleotide messenger RNA. RefSeq lists its product as uncharacterized. Bases 1 to 1641 code for a protein of 546 amino acids. Gene Ontology annotation, molecular function: protein binding. The transcript has 2 exons. The record is from RefSeq and is a predicted model, not a curated record. Lineage: Eukaryota; Fungi; Ascomycota; Eurotiomycetes; Chaetothyriales; Herpotrichiellaceae.
AUGAUCAAACUGCGGGCUUUGGGCGCUUUGGCCCUCGCGACUCCCGCCGUUUUGGCACAAAGUUGCAUAUCACUGUCGGGGUCGAAGGCUUGUCCAGCAUUUAAUUCCUCUUCAAUCUCCACGAGUCACGCUUUGAUUGACUUAUACCCUUUUCUUGCAUAUGUUUCGAGUACGGAAGACUUCGACACCCAAUUAACUCAAUAUGUUUCGCAGCAAUACGUCCAGAACAAGUAUAUCAACAUCUUUGGUUGUGACAACGUGAAUCUGGGCAACACUACAGAUUAUUACGCCCGCUAUACCACCAGCUUUCUCUGUAAUGGCAUCGUACAGAACUCUCGAGAGCCCUGUGGAUUAUCUGAUGCCAAUUCCACACCCCUAUGCGCAGACUCCUGCGCCGACCUGGCACUUAGUGAAGAACAGAUCGUCUCGAGCGACUUGUGCAAUGGUCGCAACGAUGACUAUGCAGACGAACUGCGCGCCGACUUCACCAACUGCGCCUUGCCCGCAAACUCUAUAAGUGGAAGCUGUAUCACUGGCGAAUCCAAUGAGCCUCAAGAUUGCGGAUUCGGUGGUAACUUGAUGGGCCUUUGCAACUUCUGUCGCGCAAGCACCGAGAACGGCACCGACUCCUGCUGUUUCACUUCCAAUUCCACUGGCCGGUGCCAGGAUGUCACUCUUCCUGUUUUCUCGACUAUCGCCAAUCUCUUUUCUUCUACCGCCAGUCCCACGGCCUCAGCUACGAGCGGCGCUGCAACAACUGCAGCUCACUCUGGAGGGGGUUCGGGCCUCAGCGGGGGCGCAAUCGCUGGGAUAGCCAUCGGAUCUAUAUUGGGAUUCCUUCUCCUACUCGCCCUCCUCAUCCUUGCGUUUAUCUGCCUUCGACGUCGGCGCAACAACAGCAAAGCUGGCAGCGUGCUCAACCAGCCAUCCCCUCACAGGAGAGGUGUGGCCUCAUCUGCAUACAAUCAACCUAUGUCGCAGCAAGGCUAUGAAGUCCUUCCGGGCGGACGUGUUGCUCGCAUGUCUGCUUUGCAGGAUGAACCACCCUCGGCCAUGACGGGCCCGCCUGGAAUCGGGCCACGGAACUAUACCUCUCAUACAGAUCCGUACGGCGACAGUCCGGAAUCAAAUGAGAAGGUCGCGGGAGUUGCGGGAGUCGUCAAACACGGCGGAUCUCCCGGCAUUAACUCACAAAACAGUAGCUCUCCUGGAGAAUACUCUUCGCCUGAAGGAGUAGCAAGUGGACAGUCCGAACAGUUGCCCUUCUUCAAAGACUACUAUUCCAACGAUGACAUCCACCCGGGAGAUAAGGUGGCGGUGCUCUGGGCCUACCAACCCCGCGCUGGGGAUGAAUUUGAACUCGAAAGAGGGGACAUGCUCAAAGUGGUGGGCAUUUGGGAUGAUGGUUGGGCCACUGGAGUGCGGCUUAAUGAGCGGGCAGAAGACUACGACGGCAAGCACAAGGCGCAGCGAGACAGUGGUGUUUCCAAUGGGAGUGCCACCCGUGAAGAGACGCCUACACCGCCGGGAGAGAUCAAGGCCUUCCCUCUUGUUUGUGUCUGUCUCCCUGAAGCCUGGAAGAAGACGGUGGAAGGAGACACGUCUACCGACAGUGGUUCAGGCGGUCUACCCCCGACAUGA